GCGGAGUGCUGCGGGGAGGUGCUCCUCUCGCUCAGCUACCUGCCCACGGCGGAGCGUCUCACGGUCGUGUGGUCAAGGCAAGGGCCUCGAGUGGCCCCAAGGCCGAGAGAGUGGCGCCCCCUUCGUGAAGGUGUACCUGCUGCAGGGCGGCCGCAAGGUGAGCAAGAAGAAGACGGUGACCAAGAGAGACGAGAGGAAUCCCGUCUACAACGAUGCCAUCAUCUUCUCCGUGCCCGCCAGCACACUGCAGGACAUCUCCCUGCGGGUGACGGUGGCUGACCACAGUGAAGGCACGAGAGCCGAGAACAUCGGCCACGCGGUCAUCGGCCCGCAGAGCUCAGGGGUGGCACUCGCGCAUUGGCAGCAGAUGCUGGCCACGCUGCGCAGACCCGUGUCCAUGUGGCACCCGUUGCGUAAAUCCCACGCAUGAGCCACAGCGCUCAGCCAGGGGACAGGGCGGCUCCAGCCACCACACAACCACCCAACCACUCAGCGCCGACCGUCGUUCAUUCGCACGUCGGGAAGACGCGCUCGCCAAGGGGAGAUACCGCCUGCAGCCAGAACGCUGAAACGACAGCAUCUCAGCAUCCCCCGAGAGACUCGCUGAUGAUUCGGGCGGUGUGGGUCAGGAUGGAUUUGGACUGCACGCCAUCGGGCGCGAAGAGACGAGCGCAUCGCAAGUAAAUCGUUGCGGUCCCCUGCCCAACACCCGCGCGUUGCUCGGUGGGCUUUGCUCACGCCCGAGUGCAACGAAGCAGAGACUCACGAAACUCGCCAUCAGCACUUUGUCCCUGGUAAUAACUUAAGUCCAAUGUGUUAUUGCAAGGGUGUCUAGCCAGGAGUGAGCAAUGAUAUUAGUUCGAACUUUCACGUUCUCGCUAAUACGAGAAAAUGACAUAAAAUACGACGGAAUCUCAGCGGUAACUUUUCAACCUUUGU
Lethenteron reissneri (Far Eastern brook lamprey) is the source of this 939-nucleotide messenger RNA. RefSeq names its product synaptotagmin-12-like. Gene Ontology annotation, molecular function: calcium-dependent phospholipid binding; clathrin binding; SNARE binding. NCBI's taxonomy places the organism in Eukaryota, Metazoa, Chordata, Hyperoartia, Petromyzontiformes, Petromyzontidae. Gene Ontology annotation, biological process: synaptic vesicle endocytosis; calcium ion-regulated exocytosis of neurotransmitter. Gene Ontology annotation, cellular component: exocytic vesicle; plasma membrane. The record is from RefSeq and is a predicted model, not a curated record.